CCCAUGCUUGUAGGUGGAGCUGGUGCAGGAAAGAUAAGAUAAGACAAGAAAGAUGAGUCGUUUCAAGACCUCAAAGUAUCGAAAUGCCUUCUCCCGCGUCUUUAAGAAAGAGGAAUGGAUACACGACUUGAGUGUGGGCUCGAAUCUCAAAUCAAAUUGUACCAACAUCAAAGCCAGCGUCCUCUAUACCGCCUUCAUUCAUAACUCAACCAGCGUAGGCUCAGUUGCUGUUCUUCCAUUGGAGUCUUCAGGUCGAAACUCUUCAUUCCCAACUGUUGCCGGCCAUUCUGGUCUGGUAUCUGAUUUUGCUUUCUCUCCAUUUGACGAUACACUCCUGGCCACUGGAGCUGAGGAUGGACUCAUCAAGAUAUGGCAACUGCCUUCAGAUCCUGCUUCCGUAACUUCUGAUUUCUCAUCCUCUACAGCAUCUUGUACCCUAAAACCAGCUCAAGGAGUAGGUAUUGAGACAUUGCACUUUAAUCCAGUGGCUAGUGAUGUCUUGGCCAGCACUGCUGGUCACUCUGUCUCUAUAUGGGACGUCAACAAGCAGCAAGAGAAAUACAUAUCAAAGCAUAAUUCUAGCAUAGUUCAGAAUUUCUGCUGGAAUGGCUCCGGGUCACUCCUGGCAACCGUUGCCAAGGAAACAGAGAAGAGGCAGAAGAGACUUUUAAUAGUAGAUCCCAGAGCUGAUACCAUCAGUGGAGAAGUAUACGAACAUUCACAGAAUAAGGACUCAUAUGUCACUUGGUUAGGGGACACUAAUUAUUUUGUCUCCACUGGCUACAGCUCAUCCAGUACAGUUGAGUUAGCUCUAUGGGAUACUGCUAAUCUCGCUCGCCCUCUUGCUAAGCAGUCAUUAGGAAGUGGAUCGGGGCUUCCCAUGGCAUUCUAUGAUGAGGACACACUGAUGCUGUUUGCAGCUGUGAAGGGAGAGACAUCUGUGUGUUUCUAUGAGUUUAGUGGAGGAUCGUUAUCAAUGGCUCCUAAUGCUUAUCGUGGGAGUACACAGCAGAAAGGUGUCACUAUGAUACCAAAGAGAGGAGUCAAUGUGAUGUCAGGAGAAAUAGACAGGCUGCUGGUACUGACACAGAAUGCUAUCAUUCCUGUGGGCUUCCAUGUGCAAAGAAGGUCAUAUUCUGAGUUCCAUGCUGAUCUGUAUCCAGAAACCUCAGGUACUGAUCCCGCUAUGAGUUCUGACGACUGGUUUGGUGGAGCUACUGGAAUAGUGGAAAAGAUUAGCCUGGAUCCUAGUAAAAGGCGAAAGAAGGAGACUCCUAAACCAAUAGUCAAGAAAGAAGAGGAGAAACCAGUUGAGAAGAAGGAGACAAAACCAACUGAGGCCAAGAGAGAAGAGACAGUUGACAAGAAAGAGGAGAAGAAGAAAGAAAUAAUGACAAAGACAAGCACUGAAGAAACUGAUCAAAGUCCUGCUCCUGCUCCAGUAGCAGCUGCUCCUCCUAAAGCAUUGAAUAUUGUCCGGAGCUCAAAAGUCCGUUACAUCGAGGGCUAUCAACUUCACAAGAGCACGUUCCUUGAGAAGAUACCAUCACUGUGUAAAUCAAUACCAGGAGACAGUGAUGGGUUUGCAGCUAACAGAGAUAGAGUUGCUGUAGCUUUGGCUGGUGCUGGUAACAGGAUUGCCAUAUUUGAGUUAAAUAAGGCAGGGAGGGUUGACACUAGUGAGAUAUUCACUGUACAGAAUGUAGCUGGUAUCAUGGACUUUGCUUUUGAUCCUUUUAAUAAUGCCAGGCUUGUAGUGGCUUGUGAUGAUGGUAGCAUUAAAGUAUGGGAUAUCCCUAAAGAUGGUAUGAAAGAAUCUCUCACUCAGCCUAGCUUCUCUUUAACUGGUCAUUAUGAGAAGCCGAAUGUCAUAAAAUUCCAUCCAAUUGCUAAGGAUAUUUUGGCGUCGGCCGGCUACGAUGGAAAGAUCUUUAUAUGGGACGUCGAUAAAGCUAGCAUUGAGAUAACGAUAGAACCUCCCGAGCCUGUGUUCUGUCUCUCUUGGAGCCCUGAUGGAUCCUGUCUUGCCAGCCUGGGAAAGGAUCACAUGAUUCGUGUUUACAAACCAAGAGAAUCAACAUCACCAGUUGAUACUGGUCCAGGCCCAGUAGGCAGUAGAGGGGCUAGACUGGUCUGGUUGGACAAUUCCUACUUUGUCAUAUCAGGUUUUAGCAAGUCCAGUGAGCGACAGGUGCUACUCUACAAGUAUAAAUCACUUGAUUCCCCUUUGUCUACUUUACCAUUUCAAGUGUCUCCUGCUACAAUGAAAGUUCAUUAUGAUCCUGACAUUCGCUUACUUUAUCUCACUGGAAAGGGUGACAGAGUAGUUAAUACGAUUGAGUUCUCUCCCAACGAUAAACCGUAUCUUUUCUCUGCUUCUCUUUUCUCGCUCCCGACCGCUCAUCAAGACAUUCAGUUCCUUCCUGAUCCUAAGGAUAUCUGUGACGUCAAGAAGGUCGAAGUGUGUCGCGGAGUGAGACUUUGCAGCUCUACAGUUGAACCUAUUGGUUUUAAGAUACCACGAGUUAAGACUGAAUAUUUUCAAGAUGAUUUAUUCUGCGAUACCCUAGUCACUUGGAAGGCUGGCAUUGGAGCUAGAGAAUGGCUUGAUGGAGCUAAUGGCUCCCUCGAAACUGUUAGCUUGAAACCAGAAGGAAUGAAACCUUUGAGUGAGGCUCCAAAACCUGCUCCUGGCUCUAAUGUUCUGAAAUAUUCUUCGAAGGUCUUGCAUCAGAAAAGUGACCAGGAGAAGAAGGAAGAGCUGAUUGCUGCCAUGAUAAAUAAGAUGGGGGACAAAGAUGACGAGCCGUUGCCUCAGGAUGAUGUUGAUGGAGUUGAUAGCGAUGAAUGGGUGAGAUAAUUAAUAUGGUGGGUUUUUAUUUCAUUUUA
Molecule: messenger RNA, 2889 nt
Organism: Amphimedon queenslandica
Lineage: Eukaryota; Metazoa; Porifera; Demospongiae; Haplosclerida; Niphatidae
Product: coronin-7-like
Exons: 25
Coding region: 53-2860 (935 amino acids)
Molecular function (GO): protein binding
Source: RefSeq, a predicted model, not a curated record